AUGUCAUUCCUAAUCAAACGACAUUCUUGGUCUACUAAUACAAAUAUUCACACAGAAACGAGCGUUUUCAGUGAUUCAACAAGUUUAUCCGAAUACAGUCCAUCGGAGCUCAGCACGAAUUAUUCGAAACCAAUUCGCCAUUUGUUUCUUGUUCGUCAUGGACAAUAUCAACGCUAUCGAACAGAAGUCGAUGGUCAUUUAACAGACAAAGGACAGGAACAAGCGUGGUAUGCAGCGAAUUUUCUCGUCUCUCAAUUACCGGAAAAUGUUCUUUUUGAUUCGUUAACACAUUCAGAUAUGAUACGAACACGAGAAACUGCGACAAUCAUUUAUAAACAAUUGAAAUUAAUGAAUAAAAUCGAUAUCGAAUACUUUUCCAUUGAUACUGAUUUUCGCGAACAUAAUUUACUUCUUGGAUUUCUUAUUGAAGGAAACUGGCGUGCACUAAAACGUGAUUAUUUUCAUUUAAAAAACAGUCAAACAACAUUUGAAAUCGUCGUUGCACAUCGAAACAUCAUUGGUCAUUGUAUUGAACUAUUAACAAUGAUUCAACCUGAUAAAUCUAUUUCAUUCAACGCAUCAGUUACACAUAUCAUCGUUGAUGAAAAGGGUCCAACUGUUGAUUAUGCGUACAAACAUGAUUUUAUUCCUGAAGAAUUCUUAACUAUGUGGGAAAUUUACCUUCCAAUCACCAAAUCUCAUCAUCGAGAACGGCAAUACGUCCAUUCGAACGUCGAUGCCGUUCAAGGUCGAGAGAGAAGAGGUUGUUGUAUACGUUUAGUUAUCUCAUGUCUUCGUUAA
Molecule: messenger RNA, 801 nt
Organism: Adineta ricciae
Lineage: Eukaryota; Metazoa; Rotifera; Eurotatoria; Adinetida; Adinetidae
Source: the annotation of a GenBank genome assembly